Molecule: messenger RNA, 430 nt
Organism: Bursaphelenchus xylophilus (pine wood nematode)
Lineage: Eukaryota; Metazoa; Nematoda; Chromadorea; Rhabditida; Aphelenchoididae
Source: the annotation of a GenBank genome assembly
AUGUUUGCAGAACAUCCUCGCGCGUGUUUGGAUCUUCUUCAAGGCCGGAAAAGCCUGCAAUUCUUCGGAAUUACAAGUAGAAUGAAGGAACCCUGUUUCCGAUGUAAACGGCCGACAUAUAUCAAUGAUAAGGUGGGACCGUUGAAAGAUGGUGCUAUGUUUCACAAAGGAUGCUUCAAAUGUUGGAUAUGUGGUACGAGGUUGUCGCUGAAGACUUACUUCAACAACAGAAAUGACACUCAAGACUUAGAGGUAAGUCUUUUUGUGGGAUCUUAAAUCACUUUAAUUGUUGUAAGGUAAAUCCUCGGGUUAUUAGGUUUACUGUGCUGGCCAUGUCCCCACACCUGGUCCCCACGAUCCCAUCCCCCACCGUUCCAAUCUUUUAUUCUCGCCAAAAACACGAGGUGAUUACCCCCACAACAUGCGAUGA